AUGCACCGCCUCGCCCCUUCCUCUGCGAUCACUCUCGUCUGCUCGCUGCUGCUCGCCGCGGCGCUCCUACCCGGCCACAGCGUUGCGCAGGACCCGGCCGGUCGCCACGCGGUGCGCGCAGCACGGUUGCUCGACAUCGAGUCUGGCCGCCUGCUGAACGAUCAAGUGGUGGUGAUCGAAGGCGAGCACAUCGUCGCCAUUGGCGGCCCGGAGUUGGCCAGCGGGCUCGAGGUGGUCGAUCUCGGCGACCGCACCCUACUGCCCGGUCUGAUGGACAUGCACACCCAUCUGACCUUCGACUUGAGCGGCCAGUGGCUACACCGGGGGGUCACCACGACCACCGCCGAAUCGGCCCUACGCGGUGCUCGCAACGCUCGGCUGACUCUGGCGGCGGGCUUCACCACGGUGCGCAACGUAGGCUCGAGUGGCUUUGCCGACGUUGCCCUGCGCAAGGCCAUCGAGGAAGGCUUCGUCGACGGUCCGCGGAUCGUCGCUGCCGGCCACAGCCUCGGCAUCACCGGCGGGCAUUGCGAUACCACCGGCUACGCGCCGGGCUUCGCCGAGUCAGGACCGGAGCAAGGCAUCGCCGAUGGCCCUGACGAGGUCACCAAAGCGGUGCGCUAUCAAGUCAAGCACGGCGCCCAGGUCAUCAAGAUCUGCGCCACCGCCGGCGUGCUGUCCUUCGAAGGGCCGGUGGGCGCGCAGCAGUUCAGCGACCGAGAGAUGCGCGCCGCGGUCGAGGAAGCCGCCCGUCACGGACUCCGAGUAGCCGCCCACGCGCACGGUGCCGAGGGCAUCUUGGCGGCGGUGCGCGCCGGGGUGUCUUCGAUCGAGCACGGCUCGAUGCUGACCGACGAAAUCAUUGGCGAGAUGAAAGACCGCGGUACCUAUUUGGUGCCGACCACCUAUCUAGUCGAGGCCAUCGACCUCGACAACCUGCCGCCAAAAAUUCGCGCCAAGGCCGAGAGCAUCUUGCCAAAUGCCAAGGCGAGCCUGGAGAAAGCUAUCCGCGAAGGCGUCAAGAUCGCCUACGGCACCGACGCGGCGGUCUAUCCCCACGGUGAGAACGGUCGCGAGCUCGGCGUGCUGGUCGAGCGCGGCAUGACCCCGUUGGCCGCGCUGCGCUCUGCCACCGUCGCCGCCGCCGACCUGCUCGGUGUCGACGACCGCGGGGUCUUGGCGGCAGGCAAGCUGGCCGACCUGAUCGCCGUGCCAGGCAACCCGCUCGACGAUGUGCGGGUCGUCGAGCAGGUCGACUUCGUCAUGGUCGGCGGCCGGGUGGUGGUCGAUCGCCGCUGA
Nerophis lumbriciformis (worm pipefish) is the source of this 1299-nucleotide messenger RNA. Lineage: Eukaryota; Metazoa; Chordata; Actinopteri; Syngnathiformes; Syngnathidae. The record is from RefSeq and is a predicted model, not a curated record.